This is a messenger RNA of Pipistrellus nathusii (Nathusius's pipistrelle), 945 nucleotides long. The record is from the annotation of a GenBank genome assembly. NCBI's taxonomy places the organism in Eukaryota, Metazoa, Chordata, Mammalia, Chiroptera, Vespertilionidae.
AUGGGGCUGGAAGAGGCGCGGGAGCUGGAGUGCGCGGCGCUGGGAGCGCUGCUGCGGGAUCCGCGGGAGGCCGAGCGCACGCUGCUGCUGGACUGCCGCCCCUUCCUGGCCUUCUGUCGGCGCCACGUGCGCGCCGCGCGCCCGGUGCCCUGGAACGGCCUGCUGCGCCGCCGCGCCCGCGGGCCCCCCGCCGCCGCCCUCGCCUGCCUGCUGCCCGACCGCGCGCUGCGGGCGCGCCUGGCCCGCGGGGAGCUGGCGCGGGCCGUGGUGCUGGACCAGGCCGGUGCCUCGCUUGCCACGUUGGCACCCGAUUGCCCUGCCCGGGUGCUGCUGGCCGCGCUGCUGCACGAGACCCACGCCGGGCCCACCGCUGUGUGCUUCCUUCGAGGAGGCUUCGAUGCCUUCCAGGCCUGCUGUCCCGACCUGUGCUCCGAGUCCGCCGCCCCAGCGACGCCUCCUCCUGGGGCAGAAAGCAACCGUUCCGACCCCAGGGUUCCCUUCUAUGACCAGGGUGGCCCUGUGGAGAUCUUGCCCUACCUCUUCCUGGGCAGCUGCAGCCACUCCUCCGACCUGCAGGGGCUGCAGGCCUGCGGCAUCACCGCUGUCCUCAACGUCUCCGCCAGCUGCCCCAACCACUUCGAGGGCCUUCUAUGCUAUAAGAGCAUCCCGGUGGAGGACAACCAGAUGGUGGAGAUCAGUGCCUGGUUUCAGGAGGCCAUAGGCUUCAUUGAUUCCGUGAAGAACAGUGGGGGCCGGGUGCUGGUGCACUGCCAGGCGGGCAUCUCCCGCUCUGCCACCAUCUGCCUGGCAUACCUGAUCCAGAGCCACCGUGUGCGGCUGGAUGAGGCCUUCGACUUCGUUAAGCAACGCCGGGGGGUCAUCUCCCCCAAUUUCAGCUUCAUGGGGCAGCUGCUACAGUUUGAGACUCAGGUGCUCUGCCACUGA